GCGGGUGGCAGCGGGGGCGGGGCCUCACCAGGAAGUAGGAGGAGGACAACAAGCAAGAGGAAAGGGGCCUUUUGGUGGGAAGAAGAAACUCUUCAGGUGGCUCUGAUUUGAAUUCCUUGUCUGCACAGAUGGCUGUGACUCUACACACUGAUGUGGGAGAUAUUAAGAUAGAACUGUUCUGUGAACGGACACCUAAGGCUUGUGAAAAUUUUCUGGCUCUCUGUGCUAGUAAUUACUACAAUGGUUGUAUUUUCCAUCGGAAUAUCAAAGGCUUUAUGGUGCAGACAGGAGAUCCAUGUGGCUCUGGGAAAGGAGGAAAUAGCAUUUGGGGAAGAAAAUUUGAAGAUGAAUACAGUGAAUACUUAAAGCACAGUGUCCGUGGAGUUGUUUCUAUGGCAAAUAAUGGUCCAAAUACAAAUGGAUCUCAGUUCUUCAUCACCUAUGGCAAACAGCCACACCUGGACAUGAAAUACACUGUGUUUGGGAAGGUCAUUGAUGGUUUGGAUACUCUAGAUGAGCUGGAGAAACUGCCAGUAAAUGAAAAGACUUUUCGCCCAUUGAAUGAUGUUCAUAUUAAAGAUGUCACGAUGCAUGCCAAUCCUUUUGCGCAAUGACUGCUGUGUUCUUACCAUAGGUUUCUGAAAGGCUGCGGGUGGCCCUGAAAAGGCAGAUAGGCCCUUGCAUUCUCUCAUGGAAAGAGGGACUUUGCAAGACUUUUCUAAUUCCCACAUUGCACAGAUCAGAAAAGCCAAUUUUGAUUUGCUGCAUUUAUUUAUGAUAAAUAAAGCUGGAAAAAGCAUAAAAAUAAAUUUUUAACAUUUUUA
Molecule: messenger RNA, 824 nt
Organism: Anolis sagrei ordinatus
Lineage: Eukaryota; Metazoa; Chordata; Lepidosauria; Squamata; Anolidae
Gene: PPIL3
Product: peptidylprolyl isomerase like 3
Biological process (GO): protein folding; protein peptidyl-prolyl isomerization
Cellular component (GO): catalytic step 2 spliceosome
Molecular function (GO): peptidyl-prolyl cis-trans isomerase activity
Source: RefSeq, a predicted model, not a curated record